AUGACCAGCUGUAACCUGUCCGUAAAUCAUCUGGUUAAUGUAUCGGAAACUGUCGUUUAUACCGAAGACCCUUCGGACCCAUCCAAAACUUUGUUCAAACAAGAAGCGAGCGUUAAAUGUGGCGAAUCAAUCUCCCGGUUUGCCAACUUUGUCGAAGACUUUUUUGUUCAAAGAUUUGGUGAUAAUGCGGUAAAAGGGAGGCAAGGAUUUGAAAAUGUUUUGGAUCGACUAAUGGGCCAAGGAGAAACAAUUAAAGGCUAG
This is a messenger RNA of Acaulospora colombiana, 261 nucleotides long. The record is from the annotation of a GenBank genome assembly. Lineage: Eukaryota; Fungi; Glomeromycota; Glomeromycetes; Diversisporales; Acaulosporaceae.